AUGGUUGAUGUGGAAGCGGGAAAGAAGGAGAAGGGGAGGUUUAUUCCAGAGCUGCAGCUCAGCGUCACCAAGUUCAAUGACAGUGAGGAACAGAUGAAGCUGAUGAUGUGUGAAGAGAUGCCGAGUGGAUAUAUGGAAAAUGAAGAAUUUGAGACAGAGUAUUAUCCAAGCCAGGAAGAGAUAUAUGAGUUCGUCUGUCUUCAUCGGAUAUGGCGAUGUCCUCGAGCUUCCCUUUUGGCUUUUUCACUGCUGCUGGGUUUGGCACUCGGGAUCGUCGUUUUGGUGGUGGUGAUGAUCUGCACCUUUCUCUCAUUGUCCAAGGAGAAGCCAUCCGGGCGUGAAGACGUGCUGGGUGUAAUCAGUUGGCUCCACUAUCCGGUUGGGGAUAUUGCAAUAAGGAGGGCGAAUCAUACAAUGUCUGCCUAUCAGCACCUCAAUAAUUUUCAUUAU
Molecule: messenger RNA, 450 nt
Organism: Mesorhabditis spiculigera
Lineage: Eukaryota; Metazoa; Nematoda; Chromadorea; Rhabditida; Rhabditidae
Source: the annotation of a GenBank genome assembly